Folsomia candida is the source of this 1264-nucleotide messenger RNA. RefSeq names its product NADH dehydrogenase [ubiquinone] iron-sulfur protein 3, mitochondrial (gene ND-30). The coding region runs from base 266 to 1087 and encodes 273 amino acids. The record is from RefSeq and is a predicted model, not a curated record. Gene Ontology annotation, molecular function: NADH dehydrogenase (ubiquinone) activity. The transcript is spliced from 5 exons. NCBI's taxonomy places the organism in Eukaryota, Metazoa, Arthropoda, Collembola, Entomobryomorpha, Isotomidae.
UCGUAUUUUUUGGUCUAGUUUUCUGCUCAGCCCGACUUGGAAGCAAUAAUUGUUUAUUGUUUUCUAAGUAGCUCCGGUUUACUAAUUGAAUUUUAAUUUUGGGUGCAAAUGUAAACACCGACCACACCCACGCCGCCCAGUAACACUAGUUCACUGAUUUGUUACAGAUUUGAAAGAGGACAGAGUUAGGUUUACGACUUUGUGUUUUACAAACUUUGUUUUGUAACAACAUUAGAUAUUUAUUUCUAAUUUUGUCAAAUCGAAAAUGUUGACUCCAACACUGGCCCGUCAGUUGACCAGAGCAGCAAAAUGCGUUGGGCAACUAAGGAUUGGAGGGGCCGCAGUGGCACCCGUGCGACUCUUCUCAACUCCACCUCCUGGUCAAACGCCACCAACUCUUCCACCACCGGAAACACGACCUGCGGUUCGUAAAGUGAACUCUGCCGUGCGUCAGAACCUGAUAGAAUUUGGUGGCUAUGUGGCCGAGUGUCUGCCCAAAUACGUUCAAAAGGUGCAAUUGGCAUGUGGGGACGAGCUGGAAGUGUUAAUUUCCCCGGACGGCGUUGUCCCCGUCCUCUCGUUCCUCAAAGACCAUCAUCAAUGUCAGUUCGCCAAUCUUACCGAUAUUGCGGGCAUGGAUGUCCCCACUCGUCCCUAUCGAUUUGAAAUUAUCUACAAUUUUCUCUCCUUGCGAUUCAAUUCUCGUAUUCGUGUCAAGACAUAUACCGAUGAAGUGACUCCAAUCGAUUCCUGCAAUGACAUCUUUAAAGCUGCAAAUUGGUACGAGCGAGAAAUCUGGGACAUGUACGGUGUCUUCUUUGCCAACCACCCUGACCUGCGUAGAAUCUUGACUGAUUAUGGCUUCGAAGGACACCCCCAAAGACGAGACUUCCCACUCUCUGGUUAUGUGGAAGUUCGCUACGAUGAUGAAGUGAAGCGUGUCGUAGUGGAGCCUCUGGAAUUAUCGCAAGAAUUUCGCAAGUUUGAUUUAACAAGUCCUUGGGAACAGUUUCCCAACUUUCGAGAGGGUGGGAAACCUCCAUCACUCACAGAAGAGGUCAAAUUGCCACCUCCCAAACCAAAGUAGUAAUUGUAAUUGUGUGAACCAAAUUUAUUAAAGCGGCAUGUAUAUUGUAAUUUUAAGCAAUCUGUCAAAUAUAAUAAGUACAUACAUACAUAUGUACAUCAGUAAAUUCGUAGUAAAUAUUUUGUUCUUUUGGAUCGGAGUUGGAAUGAACAAUGAAAUAAAUAAUUAAACUGGUGA